Messenger RNA from Vitis vinifera (wine grape), 3225 nucleotides. Its product is annotated as pentatricopeptide repeat-containing protein At5g59600. Gene Ontology annotation, molecular function: protein binding; RNA binding. The record is from RefSeq and is a predicted model, not a curated record. The transcript has 2 exons. Lineage: Eukaryota; Viridiplantae; Streptophyta; Magnoliopsida; Vitales; Vitaceae. Bases 1075 to 2742 code for a protein of 555 amino acids. Gene Ontology annotation, biological process: RNA modification.
CUAAAGAAUAUUAUUCUGAUAUAUCUUUGAGCAAAAAGAGGUCUGUACUGAGCAAUACCCCAGAAAAACAGCACAUGAAACUAAGCAUUACACAAGUGCCCACUCAUUUAUUUUUUUAGGGAAAUUAGCUUGUAAACCUCAAAUCUAGAGCUACCCAUGAUCCAACACACAGAAUCUGGCACAAUUAUUCAUGAUCCAAGUCCAACACACACAUAUCUCGACACCCUUACAGUGAAGAUGGGUCAGGCCGUGAGGGCUUUAGCCCAAAUCUGGUUCACCAUUGCUUAAUAACUUAAGUUUUUAGGUUAAAUUAUUAGCUCAAUUAAUUUAUUAACAGCUUAAGUUAUUGGUAACCAGCUCCUAAUAUAUAUCAAAUCAAAUAAUGUUUCAACAAAACAUGGAAAUAAGCUGAUUUUGAUAUGCUUUCAGCUGAAUUGGAGCCAUGGGAAUUAGCCCAAAUGAAUGGUUUGGACAGUGGAGGUUGAGGCUGAAGUUGAAGGCUUGUUUCUCAGUAGAGUUGAAUGAUCCCACCCGCAAGAAGUAGCCAUUCACAAGGGCCCAAAACCAAAGCUUACUGAGGAUUAAAACGACACCGUUUUCAUGCCUUUAAAACACUCCCUUUGGCACCCAGGUAAUCAAAAUUCAUUAAUUGGCGCAAUCUUUGGUAAUAUUUUCUUAUGAUAGUUUUUUCUUUUUAAGCUAGUUUGAAAAACAAGAACUACUAGACAGUUUUUUUUUUUAAAUUUAUAUUUUAUUAUUUUCAGAAUUAUUCUCAAGUUCUAUAGUUAAAUAAAACUCAAUUUUUUUUUCUUUUUUCUUCUGUCCAAAUAACCCUUUUUCAAAUGUGCUUCACAUACAGAAUCAAAAUACUCCUAAUUCUAAUUGAAAAAAGGUUUCUGAGUUUGUGGAAAGGAGUCACAUACACUCAAUUUUCUUGAUGUUAAUCAACCCCCUCUUUCAAAUCUGCAAUCUUUGUAUGAUAUUAAUCACAAAUCUUUGUUGUACAAAAUGGGUUUGUGAUAGAUUGUUGGGUUUGGAUUGUAGCAGGCAAUUCAUGGGGGACUUCUGCUGAAAAUGAUAAAACCAUUACUUUCUCCAAAUGCCUUGUUUUCAGACCAUUUGGGAUUUCUAUUGCAAAGAUGCCUGAAAUGCAAGGCACUGCAACCAGGGAAGCAAGUCCAUGCCAUGCUGUUAGCUUCUAGGAUUGACAUGAACAUUUUGUCCAUGAGCUCAAAGCUCGUGGGCAUGUAUGCAAGUUGUGGGGAUUUGCAGUCUGCAAGGCUUGUCCUAGAAAGAACUCAAAACCCAAAUGUUUUUGCUUUCAACUGGAUGGUUUCAGCUUUGGCCUUUCAUGGGUAUCAUGAAGAGGCAAUUGGGUAUCUUUCUUUGAUGCAGGAGUUGGGAAUUGUUGCUAAUAAGUUCACAUUCUCUAUUGUGCUUAAACAAUGUGUUGGUUUGAUGGAUUUUAAUAAGGGAAGGGAGGUUCAUUGUGUGAUAAGUAGAACUGGUUUUGGAAAUGUUGUUUCUGUGGCAAAUAGCAUGAUUGAUAUGUAUUGUAAAUGUAGGCAUGUGAGUUAUGGACGUAAAGUGUUUGAUGGAAUGAUUGAGAGGGAUGUGGUUUCUUGGACAUCAAUGAUUUGUGGGUACUGUAAUAUUGGGACCCUGGAGGAGGCCCUUGUUUUGUUUGAAAGGAUGAAGGUGGAAGGAUUAGAACCGAAUGAUUUCACUUGGAAUGCGAUGAUUGCUGGUUAUGCUAGGGAUGGAGAUUGUAAUGGUGCUUUUGUGCUGUUCUCUAGAAUGGUGAGAGAGGGGUUGGUUCCUGAUUUGGUUACAUGGAAUGCAAUGAUUUCUGGUUUCACUCAAAGUCUUAAAGCUGUUGAAGCUUGGAGAUUGUUUCAGGACAUGAUGGUUGCUGGGAUUAAGCCCAACCAGGUGACUGUCACUGGACUGCUUCCUGCUUGUGGAUUGAUGGGCUCGAUUCACAGAGGGAAAGAACUUCACGGUUUGAUUUACAGAAUGGGGUUUGACAUGAAUGUGUUUGUUGCUACUGCUCUUAUUGACGUGUACUCAAAAUGCGGGACUGUGAAAGAUGCUUGGGAUGUGUUUGAUAGGAUUCCCAUCAAGAAUGUUGCAUCAUGGAAUGCCAUGAUUGGAUGUUACGGGAAGCAUGGUUUGGUUGACUCCUCAAUUCAGCUGUUUGAGAGGAUGCAAGCAGAAGGAAUGCAGGCAAAUCACAUCACUUUGAUUUCAGUUCUUUCUGCUUGCAGCCAUGGUGGCCUAGUUGAGAAGGGUUUAACUAUCUUCAGGUCUAUGAAAGAGAAAUAUGGGGUUGAGAUCAGCCAAGAGCAUUAUUCUUGUGUUCUUGACCUUCUAUGCCGUUCUGGCAGGAUGGUAGAAGCUUAUGAAUUAUUUAAGGAGAUGCCAAUUGAAGUUACAGACUCAAUCGUUGGAGCUUUCUUCAAUGGCUGUAAAAUCCAUGGCAGAAGAGAUUUAGCUAAACUGAUGGCCGAGGAUAUUCUGAGGAUGGAGUUGAAAAGACCUGGAGGUUUUGUAACACUGUCAAAUAUUUAUGCUGCUGAUGGAGAGUGGGAAGAGGUUGAGAAUAUUAGGAAGGUGAUGAAGGAGCAAGGGGUCCAUAAGAAGCCUGGUUUUAGUUGGGUUGAGAAGAGGGACGGGUUUGUUGAAUCAGAAACCAGAAAUGAAUACAAAAUUGCUGAAACUGGAAUUGGUAUGCCCUCCUAGAAGUUAACAUUAAGGCAUCAGAAUUGCAUUGUUGAAACUGCAGAUUUUGACUAUUGUAACUUUGCUUGGCAUUUCGGGUACACCUACAGCAGGGGCAAAUUCAGAAAUUGUCAUUUAGUGCCCCAUCUGAAAGAAAGGAGAUUUCUCCCUUUCCAAAGGACAAGGUCAAAUCCGAGCGAGACAUAAAGAAUCUAGUUAUCUAUGCACUGCUGGAAUCAAGGACCAGAUGGUCAGUGUCUGUACGCCUUGUGUAAUAUUUGAAUAGGAUUUUUUACUUUUUGCAGAAAAUUUUGUUGGUGUCCAUUUCAAAUUUAAUCUUCUUACCCCUUCUCGGGAUAUAUGAGGCCAUUACAUUACAAUUGCCCUUCAUUUUUGUAACAUCAUGAAUAUAUUCUGCAAGUACUUUGUUGAAGAGUAAUGCUCAAGGCACAUUAUUAGACCUCAUGAUGCUAAUAUAUGCAGCACAACAACUUUUUGGGAGUA